UCACGAUGCAUGUGUUUUGCUGAAAAUGGUUACUUGGCCCCUAUGACAAGACACCAAAUGCUACCAGUUUCAGCUCUUUGAAACCCAUUGUGGAAUAAAAGAACGGGUAAAACAGUUAGCUGGCACGGCAGCGACGUGCGUGCGUGAAGUAUAGACUGUAAAAAAAAUGUGACGUCUGCAUCCCAGAAUGCAGUUUGGUAAACAGACAUGGAAGCACCUGGUAAAGACCUCCACAGUCAGUGAGCAUUGCAUUCGUUCUUUCUGCACGAUCUCCAUACUUUAAUAUCCGCCACAUUCAACAGAUUUGUAUCUGUCUGCCGUCACAUUUGCAUCCCCAACGUCCAGGACCUUGAUUCCUUCCACAACUUGUGUGGGGCGACCAGCGAUCACCCAAACUGAUGAGGUUCUACUGAUCCAGUUACGAUUGAGUUCCCUUUUCCACAUUUGACAAGCGGAAAGAAUGUCGGAAAGGGCCGAUGAUGACGUCAGGGGGGAGCAGCGCAGAGCGGCCAGGCAGCUAAAGCAGCAGCAGAUCCAGCGGGGAGAAGGCUCCACAGCAAUGGCGACUGUUGCGGAGCGCAGAUCCCUGCCUAGUCCAGAAAUGAUGUUGGGACAGUCUUGGAGCAACUGGGUCGAUGCUGCCAUACCCAAAGGCAACGACGGUGCUGAAUCGGAGGAAAGUUUGAAGGAGUUCGGGAAAAAUCGAGAAGCCAUGCGAUUGUGCAGAGAUGACAUGCCCAUAUUUGGCCAGUGUCCAGCACAGGAUGACUUCUACCUGGUGAUGUGCAGCCACUGCAGUCAGGUGGUGAAGCCCCAGGCCUUCCAAGCACACUACGAGAGAAGACACAGCUCGGCCAGCAUGCCCCCCUCCACCUCGGCCCCCUCGUCAGCCUUCUCCCUGUCUGCUCUGUCUCGGAGCAGGGGCAGUGGGACUGGGGCGGGGGCCGGGGGUGUCAGUGGAGGGGCCAUGGGCCGCUCCUCCAGUGGGACCAGCGCCGUGUCCAACUCCAAAAUCCUCAAACCAGCCAAAGAGAAGUUGCCAGGCAUCCAGCAGAGACCUCACUUCCCUCCCUUCAGGGAGCUCAAUGACAAAAUCCUGACUCCUGCGGUCAAAGUGGAGAAGAUGCGUCUGAAGGUGGAUGUGUGGGCCAAGCUGGUGCAGGCUCCCUUGGCCGCCACGACAUCGUCCUCCUCCAGUAGCACUGUGAGCUCCUCAUCACCCGUGAAGCCAGGCCUUAACUGUCCCUCAAUACCAAAGGCUCCCUUGCUGGCCCCUGGCCAGAUCCCCAAUGGCAAGGGCCACAUCUCCCUCUCUGCCCUGGACAAGAAGCAGGACAACAGUGCCAGUAACAGACAACACCUCCACAAGAGACUGUCGGAACGUGAGUUUAAUCCAGAUAUCCACUGUGGGGUCCUGGAUAUGACAGCUCGGAAGCCAUGCACACGAUCCCUAACAUGCAAGACACAUUCCCUAAGCCAGCGGAGGGCAGUGCUGGGCCGGAGGAAGCGCUUUGACACACUGUUGACUGAGCACAAGAGCAAAGCCCGGGAACGGGAGCUGCAGCACACCCACCCCCAGCAGAUCCCCCCUCUCAGGGACCCCCACCCCUCCCCCUCCCGGCUCGCCCCCCACCACGACGCCCACCAGGUCGCUCAAGGCAACGGAGCCGCCGACGCCGCCACCAAGCCUUUGGUGCUCGGCAAACCCAAACCUCAAAAUCCUGGUCUUCCACGACUGAACAGCAGUAUCUCUCAAGGAGGUGGCGGUUUCCUGGAAGAACCCUCGUUGGUCCACGAGUCGCCCCACCACUCUACGCCCGCCCCCGACGGGGUCGCCUGCCUGUCCAGUGACGAGGGGGAGAACGAGGAAAGGGAGGAAGGCACAGACAAACUGGACUGUCACUAUUCAGGUUACCAACCACGGCCGGCAGCUUACUGCACCUUUGGAAGUCGACUAUUUGGGAGUAGCUGCUACUCGUUUGACCGGCGCUGGGAUCGAAUGCGAUGUGCUCUUACUGCCAUGAUGGACAAGCACGUCAAUACUCAGAUGUGGAAGAAAAUCCCUUUGGCCUUGGAGAAUUCCUCUUCUGCACCGGCCCACAGGACAAGCACAAACUCCCUGUCCUCAUCCCACGGUAGCACACCUGCCUCAGGCUUCCUCAGCCCCUCUGCGCCCCCUCCGCCCCCCUACACCCAGUCUUACGACAGCAAGUCUGUGCUCUCGUACGGGACCACCUUAAACGCUCGUGCCUCCCAGGGCACGGCCGACCACCCUGCCUACAGUGCAACACAGGCCAGACAAGUGUCUUCGUCGCCCCAGAUGCCUUCAGCCCACUCCUCGGUCACCACCCUGGCUUCAGGGCGACCGCUCAAGUCCAGAUCCAGCGGCAAGUCCUUCAGAACCCGGGAGUCUUCCUCCACAGCCGCCAUAACCAACUCCACCAGCGGGGGCAGCACUAGCCUCAGCUCGGGGAAGAAGAAGAAGAACAGCUCCCUCACAUUGUCUCACGCUACCACCUACUCCUCAGAGUCCUCCUCCAACCCCACCUCUUCCUCCUUCAAGAAGAACUGCACGGUAAACAGUGGCAGCUCAGGGAGCACGUCCCACCACGCCCCACUAGUCCCCUCAUCUCACAGCGGUGUCCACAGUGUGGGACUUAAUUGUGGCCCCAAUGCCAGGACCAACUCCCUCAGUUUGAAGGCAGAGCCCUCGGGGCCAGCAGGGGUGUCGGGGCCUGGGGUCAGAGGCCCCCCCUCGGGUAGCCCGGCCGAGUCCAUCAAAAGGAUGAGUGUGGUGAUGAACAGCAGUGACUCCACCCUCUCCUUGGGGCCUUUUGUCCACCAGGCCUCAGAGCACCACAGCAGGUUCAGCCAUGCCCACACUGACGGCCGCCUGGAGGGGAAGAAACGCAAGGGCUCCCCCGCUGCCAGCUCCGUCAACAGUGGAGGUGGACCGGGCAGGCCCAAAGUGGCCAAGUCUCCAGCAAUCAACAACAUCCACAGCAAACAUGGACGCACAAUCCCAGGAGGCCCAGGGCUCCCAAACAACUCCCUCAUCCAUCAGCCAAAGGCCCGCCCCUGACAGCAGUGGCUGUGUCCUCUGUAUGGAACUGAGGGGCGGAUGAUAAGGGGGCAACCUGUACACUGCUCUGGACUGCACGAGGCCUUCUAAUGCCUUACUCUCAGCUUCCCAUGAUCCUCAGGGUGGAGGUGAUCUGGACAACCCUGUGAUGUCGUCUAUAGUGGAACUAUUUCUCCUAAAGCCAUGUGGAGGUGGCAGGCGUUAGCACCUGGGGUGGGUCUCACCUGUCCCCCUGUCAGUCAGUGUUGUCCUGAGGUAGGUCUUCCUAUGGGGAGGAGAGGAGGGCGUUGCAGCCUUCCUGCCCUUUGACCUCCAUGUUGAAGUUCCAGAGGUAUGGAGGGAGGGUGAAGGGCUGGCACAACAGCCAUGCCACCGCCCACCCACCAUGAUGCAGAGCCACUGGGAGUGACUGGAGAGCCAACAAGCCGCAAUCUGUUGGUAUCUGACGAUCUCUUCCGUGUGUGUGUGUGAGUGUUUGACUUUGUCACGUCAGAUUCUACUGGACUACUGGAAAUUCAAACUUACACCUGCAGGCCUGAACUCAGAAGCCUUGAAUGGAGAGGGCAGGAAGACAAACUGUCACUUACAUAACUUCAAUCACGUUGUUUUUAUCUCUUCACUACAUUUAGUUGGUUGGUUUGAAUCAUUGUGGCGUGUGUGUAGAUACCGCCAUGUUAUGUACAGUAGCCAGAGAUGAAUGACAUGAGCAGAUCCAGUCAAUUCUAUAUGAGUUUCAUACAUGACCCAAACAAUUAUGCAAGUGUUACUUUAUGUUUCUUAUCAUGUUUUCACUGAAUUCAACUACAGCAGAUUGGGGGGGUCAAUUGUGCAUGCAUAUGUGAAAAAGGAUGCCUGAUGUGACAAUUUGAUUGAAUGGUCGUGAAAGAGGCACUAAUGCUCAUGAAAGACCAGCUGAGUGCUUGGGACUAUAAGGUUCUAGCUGAAAAAAGAUGAUUGAGAUAAUUAGCUUUAAAGUUAAGCAGUUUUUAUAUUGUAUUCUUUUGAAAUUAACAACAUGAAUUGUGUUAUUUUGAGUACUAUAUAGGUAGGGAACAUUGAACAGAAUAAGGCUGUCAAUAACUACAUUUGAACAAAAAUGCAGAUUUACCUUAGUCCCAAGCUUGAAGUCGUAAUUCCUACAAUAUUAACAUUUUACUAAUGAACAGCCACAGUAGACCUAGCCCUAACUGAACAGCACUAAACAAAUACAGACCCACUACUUGCUUUAGGACAUUUAAGUUGUGCUUAUUUGCCCCAAAAGCUAGCCAAAGGCAGCCAUCUGUUUCUCCCACCAUAGUCUGUAACCACUAUCCCAGCUAUGGCUAGUUUCCAUUCCGGUACCUUUAGUAAUGUCACAAUACUGUGUUUGUGAGUAGAGGGGUUUGUAAUGAUUGACAUCAAACUUGUAAGUCUUUCAUCAAGCAUGAAGUCUUAAACUGGCAAUACUUCCCUCUGUCUGAGAUGAUGCUUUUUUUUGAGUAAGCGGUGGUUUUUGGGGGGUGUGAGAUUCAUGGAGAUGGCUUCAGAGGAAGUUACAACUUGUUUGUAACCCCUGUAAAUUUCAUUAACUCCACUGAUGUCAGGCAGCAGAGAAGUUGAGUGUUUUGUAUCUUACUUGAGCUUUUUCUUGUAUGUAUUGAACAAACAUCGAAGUAUCCCUAUUUCAGAAUACAUAUUUUGUUAACGAAUUGUACAUAUUGAAAUAUGUAUUUUUGCACAGGCAUUUUCUUAUACAAAAUGUUUUGGUACAAUUGAGAUUAUUUAUUUAGUAAUUGAAAUAACACGUUUAAGAACUUAACUUAUUUGAAGUGGUUCACUGCCAAGUCUAACGCAAUAGGCCUAUAACUAGAGGUUGAAGCAUCUCAUGAAUCAUGUACUGGGAUCCUUUAAAAGGUGAAGUGUUUCCACUGUAGCAUGUGUUUGUGUGAUAGACAAUAUGUUUUGUUUGAACUCUCCAAGGUCUCACUUGUGCUUUUUACUAUUUUCAAGUUGCCUCAAAAUAAUAAUUUUGUGACCCAAAUAGCCUGAUUCUGAAAUGCCCCGCAGGCUGAAAGCUGUGCCAGUUGUCUAAGCGACUUCUAUGGAUUCACUCAACUAAUUUGGCUGCAUUCGUGUUUACACCGGCAGCCCAAUUCUGAUUAGAUUUUUCUCCAAUAAUUGGUCUUUUGACCAAUAACAGAUCUCUUUCAGAGCUGAUCUAGUUAGUGAAAAGAAUUGGUCUGCCUGUGUAAACACGACAGCUGUAGACUAACAUUUCAUCAUUGACACUUUCCUUUUAAGGCUGAAGGGACUUAAGCAAUCAUGAUAAACACUUCAAACAGUACAACUGCUUGCAUCAUUGUUGCCAAACAUAAUUUGAAACUCAGCAUUAAGAAAAUUUAGUUUUCAGCGACUCAAAAUGCUGAAAUUAAGAAAGUGCCUGAAUUUGUUUAACACUGACUGAGGACAGUUUUUUUUAGUUUUACCUUACUUGAAUGUUCAGUGUUUUAGGAGCUUGCUUUUGAAAUCUGCCUAUGAACCCUAAAUGUGUAAAAAAAAAAAAAGAGGCUUGUCAGCGAGCUGGUAUGAAACCUUUUAACUCUUUUCUUUUGAUUUGUUUUCCAGAUGAGGUGCAGACCAGGGGGUGUUGAAGCUUCCUGGUCAAUUAUGAAUUGCUUGUAGCAGGUUCAGCAAAGUGUUUUGUUUACCCUCAACCUCCACUGAAAACGCUAACCUUGUUUUCAUGUGAUGGAAACUUUGCAAAGAUGUUUAUCAAGUACCACAGACUUGGAAUGUGAAAGUGAAACACAGCUUGCGGGAGGAAAAUAUCCUCAGUAAGAGCGUGCAGUUUUUGUAUACAUUAUCAGAAUCAUUUGAUCAGCUGGACUUGUAUUGGCUGCUAUGUAAUUAAUGAACAAACAUGGUAGGUUAGAUUUACUUAAUAUUUAAAGAAGAUUGUAUAUUCUAUUUGAUUUGUAACAGGUUUCUGUAAAUAAAUAAUUUAUACAGCUAUUUA
Messenger RNA from Oncorhynchus gorbuscha (pink salmon), 6077 nucleotides. RefSeq names its product ataxin-7-like. NCBI's taxonomy places the organism in Eukaryota, Metazoa, Chordata, Actinopteri, Salmoniformes, Salmonidae. Bases 461 to 3082 code for a protein of 873 amino acids. The transcript has 13 exons. The record is from RefSeq and is a predicted model, not a curated record.